Phacochoerus africanus (Common warthog) is the source of this 7104-nucleotide messenger RNA. RefSeq names its product phosphoinositide-3-kinase regulatory subunit 1 (gene PIK3R1). The record is from RefSeq and is a predicted model, not a curated record. Bases 789 to 2963 code for a protein of 724 amino acids. The transcript has 16 exons. Gene Ontology annotation, molecular function: 1-phosphatidylinositol-3-kinase regulator activity; protein binding. NCBI's taxonomy places the organism in Eukaryota, Metazoa, Chordata, Mammalia, Artiodactyla, Suidae. Gene Ontology annotation, cellular component: phosphatidylinositol 3-kinase complex. Gene Ontology annotation, biological process: phosphatidylinositol phosphate biosynthetic process; insulin receptor signaling pathway.
CCCCGCCCUCCGAAGUUUGCUUCCCUCCUCUUCCGGGGUGGGGGAAGUGCGCCUCGGGGCGGCUGGCCGCCGGGGCCCUAACUCGGAGUGUGGUGCGGGCCGGGCCUGAGCAGGUUGUUGGAGGCAGAUUUAGUGGGGUCUUGGAACAGCCCGGAAAUCCAGCUUUUUGUAGCGCGGAGCGAGACUGUUGGGACCUGCCCAGCAAUAUGGAGCCGGCUAGAGAGAGGGAGCAUGCAAGCCCGAGCUGAAAGAUCGUGGGGAAUUGUCUGGAAACCACAGCUCUCACACUCACUUCCCAAGGCCAGAAACUGCCCCACACAUCACAAGACAAAGAGAACAGGAAAGCUCAGGCCAAGCGCUCCAGUGCAGAAAUAUACUUUGGUAACCGGAAUUCGAGCUUGAAAUGUGCGGCUUGUGUGUGGCGUGCCACGGUCAAAUCAGAUGACAGAUGGACAGUGUGACAAGAGUGUCUGAAAGGAUCGGGCCUCGCCAGGGGAGUCAGCCUGGAGUCAGCGUGUUGACAAGUCGUUGAAAAGAAAGCCAGUGGGAGGACUGUGGCCGAAGAGGAAGUGAACCCUGACUUCAGUCACACCCUUGAUGGAGGACAGAUGGACGGCCGGAUGGCCAAUCACCGCUCCUCGUAAACCUUUGAAGAGUUAUCCUUUGUCCUCUGCUGGACGAGCAUUAGGAAACUUCACACACUCUCUGAAUUCACUUUCCAUAGAAAGGCAGAGUUAGACUGCAGCGUGCCCCUAGCCCAGCUGUCGCAUGGUCGCAGGUCUGCAGCCAUGAGUGCUGAGGGCUACCAGUACAGGGCGCUGUACGACUAUAAAAAGGAGCGUGAAGAAGACAUCGACUUGCACUUGGGGGACAUACUGACUGUGAAUAAAGGGUCCUUAGUAGCCCUUGGAUUCAGUGAUGGACAGGAAGCCAGACCUGAAGAAAUCGGCUGGUUAAAUGGCUAUAAUGAGACCACAGGGGAGAGGGGGGACUUUCCAGGCACUUACGUAGAAUAUAUUGGAAGGAAAAAGAUCUCACCUCCCACACCAAAGCCCCGGCCCCCUCGACCCCUUCCUGUUGCGCCAGGUUCUUCAAAAACUGAAGCAGACAGUGAGCACCAAGCUUCAACUCUCCCAGACCUGGCAGAGCAGUUUGCCCCUCCUGAUGUCGCCCCGCCUCUUCUCAUCAAGCUAGUGGAAGCCAUUGAAAAGAAAGGUCUGGAAUGUCCAACUCUAUAUAGAACACAGAGCUCCAGCAACGCAGCAGAAUUACGACAGCUUCUUGAUUGUGAUGCCACCUCCGUGGACUUGGAAAUGAUUGAUGUGCACGUUUUAGCCGACGCUUUCAAACGCUAUCUCCUGGACUUACCAAAUCCUGUCAUUCCGGUGGCUGUUUACAGUGAAAUGAUUUCUUUAGCCCCAGAAGUGCAAAGCUCGGAAGAAUACAUCCAGCUGUUGAAGAAGCUCAUUCGAUCACCUAACAUACCUCAUCAGUAUUGGCUCACACUUCAGUAUUUGCUAAAACAUUUCUUCAAGCUCUCUCAGACAUCCAGCAAAAACCUUUUGAGUGCAAGAGUGCUGUCUGAACUUUUCAGCCCUCUGCUUUUCAGAUUCCCAGCAGCCAGCUCUGAGAAUACUGAACACCUCAUAAAAGUCAUAGAAAUUUUAAUCUCUACCGAAUGGAAUGAACGCCAGCCUGCACCAGCACUGCCUCCUAAACCACCAAAACCCACUACUGUAGCCAACAACGGUAUGAAUAACAAUAUGUCCUUACAAGAUGCUGAAUGGUACUGGGGAGAUAUCUCGAGGGAAGAAGUGAAUGAAAAACUUCGAGAUACAGCUGACGGGACCUUUUUGGUACGAGACGCAUCUACUAAAAUGCAUGGUGACUACACUCUUACACUAAGGAAAGGAGGAAAUAACAAAUUAAUCAAAAUAUUUCACCGAGAUGGGAAAUACGGCUUCUCUGACCCAUUAACCUUCAACUCUGUGGUUGAACUAAUAAACCACUACCGGAAUGAAUCUCUAGCUCAGUAUAAUCCCAAACUGGAUGUGAAAUUAUUGUAUCCCGUAUCCAAAUACCAACAGGAUCAGGUUGUCAAAGAAGAUAAUAUUGAAGCUGUGGGGAAAAAAUUACAUGAAUAUAACACUCAAUUUCAAGAAAAAAGUCGAGAAUAUGAUAGAUUAUAUGAAGAUUAUACCCGUACUUCCCAGGAAAUCCAAAUGAAAAGAACAGCUAUUGAAGCAUUUAAUGAAACCAUAAAAAUAUUUGAAGAACAGUGCCAAACCCAGGAGCGGUACAGCAAAGAAUACAUAGAAAAGUUUAAACGUGAAGGCAAUGAGAAAGAAAUACAAAGGAUUAUGCAUAAUUAUGAAAAGUUAAAGUCUCGCAUCAGUGAAAUUGUCGACAGCAGAAGAAGGUUGGAGGAGGACCUGAAGAAGCAGGCAGCCGAGUAUCGCGAGAUUGACAAGCGCAUGAACAGCAUUAAACCUGACCUCAUUCAGCUGAGAAAGACCAGAGACCAAUACCUGAUGUGGUUGACUCAGAAAGGUGUUCGGCAAAAGAAGUUGAACGAGUGGCUGGGCAAUGAAAACACGGAAGACCAAUAUUCGCUAGUGGAAGACGACGAGGACUUGCCCCACCACGAUGAGAAGACGUGGAAUGUCGGAAGCAGCAACCGAAACAAAGCUGAAAACCUACUGCGGGGGAAACGAGACGGCACUUUUCUGGUCCGGGAAAGCAGUAAACAGGGUUGCUACGCCUGCUCUGUCGUGGUAGACGGUGAGGUCAAGCACUGCGUCAUCAACAAGACGGCCACGGGCUACGGCUUCGCUGAGCCCUACAACCUGUACAGCUCCCUGAAGGAACUGGUGCUCCACUACCAACACACGUCCCUGGUGCAGCACAACGACUCCCUCAACGUCACACUAGCCUACCCGGUGUACGCGCAGCAGAGGCGAUGAAGGGCCGGCCCUGCCACCUGCUCAAGUUCAACUCUCUGAGGCCUCCGGCAAGCACAGGGCUCCUCCCCAGCCUGACCCGGGACCUGAGCAGCAGACAUGAAGCCGUCUGCCUGCAGAUGGGACUCGAGCUUUCGACAUAACGGCAGUAGGGGAGACAACGCAGCCUCGCACUGGGCAACGGCCGUGUGGUUCUCACCUGGAGUGCUUAGCAUCCCUUUUCCUUUUUUUUUUUUGGUUUGUUUUUCAGUUUAAUUUAAAGCCACAACCACACACGACACAGAAAAAGAAAUGCAAAAAUCUCUGUGUGCAGGGACAAAGAGGCCUUUCACCAUGGUGCUUGUUCAUGCUUUCAGAAGCUUUACCAGCUCAGAAGUCGGGACCUUGGAGACCGGAGCGGGGACGGGCCGCCCAGCCCUGGCCCUGGGGACGCUUGGUCCAGCCUGGGUGUUGCUGUGCACCGUGGCCCCAGACACAUCGCACUGUGGAUUAUUUCAUUUUCUAACAAAAUGAACCGAUAUGUAGCAGAAAGGCACUUCCGCUCAAGAGGAACACUUUGGGGAACGUCGGCUCACGUACGUUCAGAGGAAAUUCUGUUGUAGCAAAGUGCCAGAAAGUGUUUUGUUUAAACUCUUCAAACCAAGACAACCUACCAACAGAAAAAUGGAGCUUGGAAAACAGGACUUCAAAAUGACAUUUAGUAUAUAAAAUAUGUACAUAAUAUUGGAUGACUAACUAUCAAAUAGAUGGAUUUGUAUCAAAACCAAAUAGCUUCUGUUUUGUUGUGCUGAAGGCUAAAGUCACAGUGCUAUGCAAUUCUUUAUUUUCGUUGUUGUUACCUGUUUUCAGUGUACCUUCAGAAUAAGCUUCCCCUUGCCCCAGUUUUUGUUGCUUGAAAAUACUGUCCCUGAUUUUUUUUUGUUAAUAUUCAUUUUGUUAUUCAUUUCCUUUUUUUAAAAAAAGAAGAAAUGUACAGGAUGCCAAUUUAAAAAAAAAUAUGGCUUCAGAAUUAAAACUAUAAAAUAUUUUACAGUUUUUCUUGUACAGAGUACUUGGCUGUUAGCCCAAGGUUAAAAGGUUCAUAACAGAUUUUGGGGGACUAAAUGUUUUGUUGGGCAGUGCCUGAUAAGCUUCAAAGCUGCUUUAUUCAAUAAAAAAAAAAAAAGAGAGAGAGAAAGAUAUAUGAAUAUGACAAAGUAUUGCUGAGUUCAACGACAUUGUUUCAAGACUUAAAAAUACGGUACCUGGGAAUGUUUGUUUCAUAAAGAAUUGUGAACUUCUUGAAUCUAGGGAGGGGGCUGUAGCAAAGGGAUGUACAGGUGGGGUGGGGGGGUGACGAGAUGGCAUGCACUUUCUCUUUCUUGUGAUUACGGAGAAGCGGAUCACUGCAAAGGGAGGUCUUUUCCCACUUGGAUCCGCUGCUUGUUAAAUACCCUGAUGACAAUGACAAACCUACUGGAAGGCCAACACAGUGCCCCUGGCCAGAGAGUUCAUUCCUGAAGAAGGCAGGCAGGAGGGUUCACCCUCCUUGGAAACACUGAUUUCAAGGUGUAUCAUCGCUGCAUUUAGAAAACCUGUCUCCCUCUAGCAUUAGACUACCCAUUUCAACCAACCAACAUCCAUUUUAGAAAAAGCACGAUCUGCAAGGACACUUCUAUCUGGUGGUCUGUUAUCUUCCUAGCUUCCCAUCCAAUUUAGACCAUAGAGCAAGCAGACAUGGCCCUAAGCAUCCCCUCCCUGGGCUGUGAGGAGCUUGUUCAAGUCACGCAGCCACUGUAGGACUCAUAGUAACAGUCCUCAUUCAUCCAAAUAAUUGUGUUACACUUGACAGGGUGGGGGGGGGGGGGAGAGGAAGGGGUGGUUAGAGCAUUCUUUCCUACUUAAGCCAAGAGUGGGAGGCCUCUCUCCUCAAUCGACAUACGCAAAAGCCUUUAUGUCUCACGUUGGGAGGUGUAAAGGAUAAUUAUCACCACGGUCAACGCGCGGGUCAGUGAACACAGAAUCUUACAACUUCAAUUUUCCUUGCUCACAAAUUAGAUUCACCACAGCUUGACUUCUCCUCCCUUCAAAUACUGGGGUAAGGGGGCUUGGUUUUUUGUUUUUUUUUUUUUUUUAACGUUGCUCCUUUUAAAAUUCUUUUGAAAGGAUCAGUCUAGCAGCUGACUUCAACAGUCGAAUUUUUUUUUUUUUCGUUUUUACAUGAAGCUACUCAUAUCAAGAGCAAUAGUCAGUCUUAUAGCCAGACUGUCAGCCUUCAAACUUGACUGUACUGAGUUAUCUGACCCUCUCCCUCUCAUUUCCAGACAACUGAUGAUCUCCCUGGUCUUGGUCCACAAGUGUCUGCUUUCAAACUCUCCUUCCAUAUCUCACACACAAGUCCAAAGGUAACAGUAGUUUAAAAACUAGGUUUGGUGGGUUUGGUUUGUUUUUUGUUGUUGUUGUUUUUUUGUUUUUUUUUUUUUUGGUAGCACAUCCACUUAUGCUAUUAAGAAACUUUAAUUUCUAACAUGUAAGAUCCAAGGUGGAAUAUUUCAUUAAAAAUCUACAGUUUUGUAUCAGUCUUUGCUUCAGCACUUCCCAAGAUGGCAUGGUAUUUAGGCACUUGCCUUAUUUCUGUGUCUCCUGAAGACAACUGUAAUACAUUUUUUUCUUUGAACAGCGAAGGUAGGAUUUGCGGUUUCCUAUCACCGUGAGUUACAUUCUACCCGUGAUGCUAUACCUCUGCCAAAUGCCUUUUUGAGUGUGUCGAACAUGCCCGCCACAUCUGUCCUUGUAGAUGUCUGACCAGCAGGGCUCUGAGUCCAGUCAUUCAUGUCCUAACAACAUUGUCUGAGUGGCUUGUAUGAAUGGAAACAGCAGAGGCACUCCUGAUACAUGCUUAUGACAUCCAUGCAUUGAUUUUCCCCACCCAACGUGGUAUCCUGAAGAUAAAAGCCAAAAGCUAAGCUGCAGGGAGGCUGUGAUAGGGCUGUAGGAGCAUUGGGACCGGCUAUCAUACACGAGGGAGAAGAAGCAUCAUAACCAUGUGGAAAGGAAGAUAUCUUGUGUUUGCAACAUCUGGCAACUUCACAGCCUUGGAUAUAUGUAUAUAUGUAUAUGUGCAUGGACUGUGUUUCCAGUAUACCUUUCAGCCAAAACAGAUCCACAGUCAUUGAGUUCAAGUACUUAACAAGACGAUGUCUAGUACAAUUCUUGUAUAUGCGUAUGGGUUUUGUUUUGUUUUGUUUUGUUUUGAAGUUGCUUUGUUUUGUCUUAUAACGCUGAAUAUUGUGUGCAAGUGAAGUGAGAAGUUCAUAAUUCUUUGGCUUUUUUUGUGUUGUUUAAAAGUUAACUCCUUUGGGGGAGCUGGUCUACAUGGCGUGCUUUAACUUGGAAAUCCUUGUUUUUCAGUGUGUCCAAGUCAAAAUGUGUUUCUGUGAGCUGUUACUGUGGGGAACCAAGUGCUCUGUCAUAUAGCAGGUUAUGAACUAGUAACAUGUCUGGGAAGUCCUACUGAUGUUCCUUAUUGGGAGAAAAAUUCUGCUGGUUCUAACAACUGUGCUUUUGCUAUGCAUGGUAUCCAAGUCAGUUGGAAAGCAGACCCUGAAAUCUGAGUUCAGGGUCACUUAAGAAAGGGGCAGUUUAAAGCACAAUGCCUCACAUGGGACAAAGUUCCGAAACACCAAAUUCUUUAAAAAAAAAAAAUCUAGUUAUUUAAAUUACUAGUAUUAUGAGUCAGGAGGGAGCAGAAUUGGGUUCAUUGGAAACACUAUCCAACUGAAUAUUGAACUUGUCACCAUGAGAUAGCAUUAGCUGCCCAGGAUGCUGCUAUUUAAAAAAAAAAAAAAAAAAAAAAACGGAACAAAACAAAAAAAAAAUUCAUUUAUAUGUGUGUAUUUUUUAAAGCUAUGACCUGUUCAAUGUUUUUACAAAUCUGUUUCUAUGACAUUGUUAAAAUAAAGUUGGUCUUUUGACGAGAGGGAGGAUGUCAUGGUCAGUGGUAAUUUUGCCUUUACAAGGCACCUGGGGUGGGGGGCGGGGGGACUGUGCCUCCUUGACAUUUGUUCAAGCUCUAGAUUCAGUGGAGCUAUGUCUUGUUGUUCUAAGUUGCUUUAAUGCAUUGUAUUAGGUCUUCAAACAGAAUAAAGGUUGUUUUGAAACUUAA